AUGUCGGUUUUCACGUUCGAGACGGAGCCCACGAGGGUUUCUUCGCCGUGGCUACGUCCGGCCGAGACCCCGGAGAAGGCCAUCAAGCUGGAGGCAGAGCCGCAGGAGGGGGCGAUAGAGUACAAACUGCAUCUGCUUCUACGGCCCAGACGACCGUAUGAAACCAUUAACUCCGGAAAGCCAUCGGGGUCCCAGCGACCUAGACAGGAUGAGCCUCACUCUCUUCCAGCGGACUCAUCCAGUGACAACCUCCCUAAUGUGGGUCGUCUCGCUCUCAAUUCCUCUCAAACAGACGGAUCACGACCCAACACCACCACCAGCGAAUCGCGCAAAUUGCGUCUCUAUCAUUUGACAACUCAGCUUCUCUGGAGGCUUCAGCAAUCGACGAGAUACAACCCUCUAGGAACCACCGACUCGCUAAUCCCUAAGCUCCCUGACGAUGGUGCUGAUUUAGCUGCAGCGGUACGCCUUGGAAAUCUCUGGCAAGGCCUAGAGGAAUCUAAAGGUGCUUUAUAUGAGAUAGGAGUUUCCGAUGAUGGCACGCUGGUCGGGCUCCCCGACGAUGAGAUGGAGGAGAGUCUUUUGACUCUUCGAGUAAUGGCAGCAAGCUUGGGGUGUGUUGUGGAAGUGACCAGACGGCAGUGCGUUGGAGAGUGCAGAUGGACCGAGAAGUCUCACCCAAAGAGAGGAGGUGACACAAUUCCUGAGCCGGCCAUUCACCAAGAGAAACUAUACGUGGUCGAGGCAUUUGUGAAACCUUCUCCUGGAAUCGAAGAUCAACCAGCGGACACAGUUGACCGAACUACAUCAGUUUCGCCGGGACAAGCGGCUGAUGUGGAAGCCAGUUCGACGACAGAACAGCUUCGUGUCACCCUCACAGGCCCGACUGACGGUGGCAAGUCGACACUGUUGGGUACGCUUUGCACGGGCAUUUUCGACAACGGCUCUGGUAGGAGCCGGACCUUUUUGUUGCGGCAUCGCCAUGAGCUGACGUCCGGAAUGACAACAUCGGUUUCUCAAAUGCUGAUUGGCUACAAGAACAAUGGUCACGAUGAAAAUCUCAUCUAUAGUUUCUCGGACCGCAACAUCGACUCUUGGGAAGGCAUACACGACUUGUCGCGAGAUGGGAGGCUAGUCUUCGUCUCCGACUCUGCUGGCCAUCUUCGAUUCCGACGGACGAUCUUGCGAGGACUCAUUGGCUGGGCGCCUCACUGGACGAUAUUGUGCUUGGCCGCCACCGAUGGUGAUGCGAAGGGCAAGUCCAACCCAAUGUCCUCACAAGAUGAGGCGGACUCUCCCUUGGGUGAAGUGAACCAGACCAAGGCGUACCUUGACCUGUGCCUCAAACUCCGCAUGCCGCUUGUCAUCGUCAUAACCAAACUUGACGUUGCUACUACUAUGAGUCUUCGUGCCACGCUGACGAAAGUGCUGGCUGCAAUCAAGAGUGCUGGAAGGGUGCCAAAGCUGCUGAUCAAGCAGAGGAUACAGUCUGACCCCACGAGAGUCCCCGCUGUGGACGAGGAUGACAUACAGCCUCUGAUAAGCGGUAUGAAGGCGAGUGGGAACCUGCUUGACUUCGUCCCGAUCGUAUCGACAAGUGCCGUGAAAGGCGAAGGGGUCGGUCUGCUUCACGCCCUACUCCAAAAUCUGCCCAUACCACCUACUCCCACAGCCCGAGACUAUAUCGGCCUUGCUCUGAAUCCCGAACAGCCCGACUCUGUCUUUCACAUCGAGGACAAGUUCAGUCUGUCGGCGUUGUACGGAAAUGCGGUGAAGGACGACGAAGAAGCCGAGCAUGGCACGGUCGUUGCGGGCUACCUACGUUUCGGGCGUAUAGCCGUCGGCGACCGAGUGCUGGUAGGACCAUUCCCCCCAGAGGAUGACUCGAGCACCCUGACUCCCGAGGAUCGUGCCUCGCCAGGCGGAGAAGGGCUGUCCGUCUCUCAUCACUCGUCCUCAGAGCUCAGCCGACUCAUGAUGCGAAACGCGGUCCCUGCCUCCGCCAUCAAGGGCGAGUGGUACGAUGCCCAGAUCGCCACCAUUCGUAACCUGCGUCUCCCAGUGCGCGUUCUAGAGCCAGGCCAGGCAGGCACCAUCGGCAUUGUCUUUGACAUGCCCAAGGAGGACCUUUCCGAUAGCAUCUUUGAGCGCCUCCCAAGACCGCUGCCGAAGAUACGGAAAGGAAUGGUGUUAGCCGUGCCCAGCAAGCACAUGGUGGAAACGGGAUUGUCACUCCAGGCAGCAAGCGGCGUCACUGCGGUCUUUGAGGAUGCCUCUACGGACAAUCUCAUAGUGGGGAGUAUCGUCAAGGUCUACAUCGCCAGCGUCCGCGCCUCGGCUCGCAUCCUACGCGUGUCUCCGACAUGGACGUAUCCUGACGAACCUGUUGAAGACGACGACCAAGUUUUCGUCAUUAGCGACGAGAAAGAGUCGGUCAAGCGGCAGGAGAAUGGCAAGCUAGUGUAUGAGGUGCAGCUCGAGCUCCUCACGCAGCGGGAAUGGGUUGAGAUGGGCUCACAAGUUGUGAUAUUGGAGGGAGGCAGCAGGGAUAAAUCCGGACUCGAAGGGUUUGUGGGCAGGGUCGUAGAGAUAGCAGAGUAG
Molecule: messenger RNA, 2601 nt
Organism: Diaporthe batatas
Lineage: Eukaryota; Fungi; Ascomycota; Sordariomycetes; Diaporthales; Diaporthaceae
Exons: 1
Coding region: 1-2601 (866 amino acids)
Biological process (GO): translational elongation
Molecular function (GO): GTPase activity; translation elongation factor activity; GTP binding
Source: RefSeq, a predicted model, not a curated record